AUGACUGCUCUCUUAUGCUUGAAGCAUAAAACUUUCUCCGGCGAUUUUCCGGCCACAAUGAUCGGAGAAGCCAACGCCGGCGACCUUCUCAGGCGAUUUGAGAAAAUUUUGGAGUCCGAUUCUGCAAUUGAUGAGGUUGGAUUUGUUCAUCCAUCCCAGUUUGUCAACUUGAGUGAAGAGGCGCCCUCAUCAUCUGGUAGUGUUAGUAAUGUGGUGUGCUUGAAAGAUGGGACUGCGGUGUUUUGGAAUAGGGAGCAUAAGUUGGGAAUCUCGACGGAUGUUCUUAUUCCAUUGUAUAAGGAAGCUAAGCGCGCGAUGAUGGCAGCAAUUCAACAAUAUAAGGGACUUUAUAGUGCAUUUGAUGUGUCCGGGGUUGAGAGUUCUGUAUCUUUGGAUGACAGUAUUGAAGGUGAAGUCAUGAAGCAAAGCAGGGCUGUUUUGUUAGUGAGUUCUGAUUAUGGCACUGCUUGGAAUUCCAGGAAGAUGGUGUUGUUGAAGAAGCAAGAGUUCUCAAUGUUAUUGGAUGAACUUCUAUUCUCAGCACUUGUUCUUUCAUAUGCACCUAAAUCUGAGCAUGCGUGGUGCCACAGGCGAUGGGUCAUCAAGUUAAUUGCUGGAAAGUUUUCAACUUUGCAAGAGAUUGUCACCAAAGAGUCUGAGCUGGUGGAGAAAAUAGCCGAGAGGUCAAAAAUGAAUUACCGUGCAUGGUAUCAUCGUUGCUGGUUGGUGUCUUACAUGACAACAGAGCAGUCUCUACAUGAAUUACAGAGAUCUAAAAAGUGGGCUGGCUUGCACGUUGCUGACCAUAGUUGCUUCCACUAUCGCAGACAGCUAAUGCUUAGGAUUUUAGAGGACAGAUGCUGUAAACAAGAAAGUGUAUCUUCUAGUUAUAAUAUUACAAUAAAUCAACUGUGGAAGGAGGAGCUGGAUUGGGAUGAAAUGUUGAUAAAGCGCUACAUAGGAAGAGAGGCCUUAUGGCUUCAUCGGCGCUUCCUAUCCUUAUUUUGGAUAAAGCAUUUUUUAACUGGUCAUACUGAUCUGCCUGGGGAUUGGAAGCACAAAACCAGCAUGAAUAAUGACUUAGGUAUCUUUAUGGAUCAUGAAUUACAUCUCCUGCAGUCCUGCUCCAUCAUUCCAGAUGAUAGUUUUGAUGAUUACCAAGCACAGGCUACACAUUCUGCUACUUACAUGUUAUGGUUAAUUAAGCAAUUCCCUGAUUCUGGUAGCAUUGAAUUACGGGAGAAGCUAAAAAUCAAAAACCUGAAAGCCCUGCUGAACAACGCAUGCCCUGGAAGAUCCUCAACUUGGGAUUCUAUACUGGCCUACGUCGAAACGUCCGACUAUUAUGCAACAGAGGUAGACCCGCACCACCCUGCAACUACGAGUUGACCACAGUAACUGUGAUGUUCUUUUAUUGGUGUGCAAUUACAAACUGCAAUAGAGAUGUAACAUGAUUACAGAUUCAUCUCUAGCAUUCAAGCAAUAUGUAUACAGUGACCAAAGUUUGAUGUAUAUUGAUUGAUGAAAUCUAAGUACACCUAGCAAAAGUCUAUAGAUCUAUUUUUACUGAUUUUAAGCGAGACUGAAAGAAGUGUUAUAUUUGUGAAAUUACAAGAGCAAAGUUGCAUGGG
Molecule: messenger RNA, 1631 nt
Organism: Fragaria vesca subsp. vesca
Lineage: Eukaryota; Viridiplantae; Streptophyta; Magnoliopsida; Rosales; Rosaceae
Product: protein prenyltransferase alpha subunit repeat-containing protein 1-like
Exons: 10
Coding region: 1-1389 (462 amino acids)
Biological process (GO): protein geranylgeranylation; protein farnesylation
Cellular component (GO): cytoplasm; protein farnesyltransferase complex; CAAX-protein geranylgeranyltransferase complex
Molecular function (GO): CAAX-protein geranylgeranyltransferase activity; protein farnesyltransferase activity
Source: RefSeq, a predicted model, not a curated record